UCCCUGAUUUUUCAAAAUUGGACAAGACGAUCGUCAUGAUUGUAUAACACUCCUCCACACUCUCUCUCUCUCUCUCGCUUUCAAUCCAGCCAUAAACUCAGCGCUUUCGUCUCCUCCAUUGCCGACCCUCCAAAAAAAAAACCCAAACCAGAGAGAAACACUCGCCCAGCCACAAAAAAACCAGACUUUCAAACCAAACCACAAUCCCAGAAUCUCAAACUAGUUAAACCAACCUUAAAGUCUCAACCUUUGUUUCUUCUUCUUCCUCCUCGUCACGUGUUGGGUCUGUUUCACAUAUGUAAUGCAUCAGAAGAAAUCAGAAGCUCAGAUCGGAAAAGAAAGCACCGGCCUCUCUUCCGAUUUCAACCCCACCAUAAUCUCCGCCCCACCACCUUCAUCUCUCGCUUCAAUCUCCCACCAGUUCUCCCAUUUCGCUCACUACCCAUCUCUAAAUGACGCCCCGAUUCCUCAGACCAUACCCUACAAGCGUCCCCUUCUGACCCAAGCUCACUCCUCUCUAGUCAAAUCCCCGACCCUUUACAAACUCCAACCCGCCCCUCAAAACCCACCUCUCUUUUCUCCUUCCCUCGCCGCCAAGUCCGCCUUCUUCCGCCUCCUCCGCCGCGUCAACCGCCUCCGCCGCCUCUUCUUGCUCCUCUCCCUCCCCUUCUUCUACUUCCUCGUCUCUCACCCGAGUCAUUCCUUCAUUCUCGACUUCCUCUCAGCUUUCGCUUUCUCAUCCGCAUUGCUCUUCUCCCUCAAUCUAGCCCUCCCUCGGCUUCCGUCUAUCCGGCUUUUUCUGGCCAGGUCGUUUCCGAUCAAGCUUAAGUCCUCUGCUUCAUUGUCCAGGCCGCCGCUGCCGGUGUUCUGGUCAAUCGGGUCGCGGCAGAAGCCGGAGAAGCGAGGGAUUUCGGGGUGUUGGGUGCAGGCUUACAGCAACGGGGACGUGUAUGAGGGUGAGUUUCAUAAGGGGAAGUGUUCCGGGAGCGGGGUUUAUUACUAUUAUAUGAGUGGGAGGUAUGAGGGGGAUUGGGUGGAUGAGAAGUAUGAUGGAUAUGGUGUAGAGACUUGGGCUAGAGGGAGCCGGUAUCGCGGCCAGUAUAGGCAGGGGCUUAGGCAUGGUUUCGGGGUGUAUAGGUUUUACACCGGGGAUGUUUAUGCCGGGGAAUGGUCUAAUGGGCAGAGUCAUGGGUGUGGAGUUCAUACAUGUGAGGAUGGGAGUAGAUAUGUAGGGGAAUUCAAGUGGGGUGUCAAGCAUGGCCUUGGCCACUACCAUUUCAGAAAUGGAGACACUUAUGCUGGAGAGUAUUUUGCGGACAAAAUGCAUGGGUUCGGGGUCUAUCAAUUUGCAAAUGGGCAUCGUUAUGAGGGAGCCUGGCAUGAGGGUAGAAGGCAAGGCCUCGGUAUGUACACGUUUAGAAAUGGGGAGACUCAAGCUGGUCACUGGCAAAAUGGAAUUCUUGAUGUUCCAAGCACACAGAAUGCAAGUUUUCCUGUAUCUCCUGUUGCUGUUAAUCAUUCCAAAGUCCUUAAUGCAGUUCAGGAAGCACGAAUAGUGGCGGAGAAAGCCUAUGAUGUGGCCAAGGUGGAUGAAAGAGUUAAUAGGGCUGUUAUUGCAGCCAACAGGGCCGCCAAUGCAGCUAGAGUAGCAGCCGUGAAAGCUGUCCAAAAACAAAUGCAGCAUAAUAGUAGCAGUGACAACAUUCCAAUUCCAGUUAUCUGAAACUCCACGGCGACAACUUAUUUAUUGUUGCAAGUUUCUGAGGUUAGGAGGGCGAAAAUGACUUCUUUAAGUGGGGUCAAGUUUUAUGUUCCAUAGCGUUUUGUCUUGCCUCGAGAAGAUGUUGCCUCUUUGAACUCAUCUACUCUGGAGGAUCAGCAAGUUACUUGUCAUUGUUUAUUAGGUUGUGUAUACAUAGAGCAGUGGGAAUGCCCGAGAGCAUUUGGGUGCUUUACUAAUUUUCGGUUGCAAUCUUAGUCCGGUUUUGUAUAGAUGAGAUAGAUGUAAUAUAAGUGCUGGUGCCUGGUGAAAUCUUGACCCAGCCACUGUCUUUUGUAUCUGAAUUGACAGUUAUUUAACAAGGUGAAAAGAAAUCUAAUAACCAAUGAAUAUCUGCACUUGUCUA
Rosa chinensis is the source of this 2126-nucleotide messenger RNA. Its product is annotated as alsin homolog. Lineage: Eukaryota; Viridiplantae; Streptophyta; Magnoliopsida; Rosales; Rosaceae. The transcript has 3 exons. The coding region runs from base 302 to 1723 and encodes 473 amino acids. The record is from RefSeq and is a predicted model, not a curated record.